Molecule: messenger RNA, 1986 nt
Organism: Trametes versicolor FP-101664 SS1
Lineage: Eukaryota; Fungi; Basidiomycota; Agaricomycetes; Polyporales; Polyporaceae
Product: CyP450 monooxygenase
Exons: 10
Coding region: 250-1779 (509 amino acids)
Molecular function (GO): monooxygenase activity; heme binding; iron ion binding
Source: RefSeq, a predicted model, not a curated record
CGGAUCUACGGGUACAUAUCAGACUCCCUGCCGCGCGAUGGCAGAUUAUCGAACUCAAAACUCGGUUUGUGCUCGUCUUGUUUCCUCUCCGCCAUCCACGCCACCCAAGGACGCCUCGGUCGGUGGCUCACUGAGGUCGGGUCGACCCGGUCCUAUUCACGUCGAACCUUGCCUUGCCGCUCAGCUCCUGGGCUCUAUAUACGGCCGUAGCCGAGUACAUUCACGGACGCUCUUCCACAAACGACACGCAUGGACGCCCUACUCAAUCCUUCGCCCUCACCCUGGCUUCUUCUCGUUGGACUCGUCGUCGUAUUCUCGAUUUUUGUGCGGGCCUACAGCACGCGCAGCCGCACCUCGCUACCACUUCCUCCGGGACCGCCACCGCUGCCGUUCCUUGGAAAUGUUCUCGAUUUCCCUAAGAAGCACCUUGGGCCCGAGUUCCACGCGCUCUCGCAGAAGUACGGCGAUGUUGUCAGUCUCAAAGUGCUCGGACGUUCCGUCAUCCUCGUCGACACAUACGAGGCGGCAUGCGAACUGCUCGAGAAGAGGUCUGCGAAUUAUUCACACCGUCCACACCUGGUCAUGGUUGACAUGACGGAGCUGGACUGGAUAUUCGUCUUCCAGAACUACGGCCCUCAUUGGCGCAAGUAUAGACGUGCUCUGCAGCAGGCCUUCGUUUCCGAAGCCAUAACCCGUUACUUCCCCGUGCAACUGCAGACCACACGCGACCUUCUGCGGGCGCUGCUCGCCACCCCCGGCAAUUUCUCCGCCCACAUCAAGUUCUCCUUCGCAGCGACGAUUCUCCGGAUCGUCUACGGGCUGGACGUGACCCCGGGCGACGAGGCGUACUACACCCUCGUCGAGCGCCUUGCAACCGUCACGAACGACAUCGCCACGCCUGGUCAGUUCCUGGUGGAGGCAUUCCCAAGCCUGCAGCGGCUCCCCGCGUGGUUCCCCGGGGCCCGCUUCAAACGAGUCGCUGCGGAGUGGCGUGCAGAGAGCAUCUCCAUCCGAGACCAGCUCUAUGCUUCCGCGAAAGAGGCAAUGGGCUCGCGUGGGGUGAACGAGUCCAUCAUAACUAGGUUGACAGACGACGGUGCGGAGGACACGCUGGUGAGGGACGUCACGGCCACGAUCUAUUCAUCCGGAGCGGAUACAACGAACGCAGCUGUGCACGCAUUCGUGCUCGCAAUGGCAAUGUACCCCGACGUGCAGCGCAAGGCGCAGGCAGAGCUCGACCGCGUCGUUGGCCCGGACCGCCUCCCCGACUUCACCGACCGCCCACACCUCCCGUACGUCUCCGCGCUCGUCAAGGAGGUCUUGCGCUGGCAUGUCAUCGCGCCCGUGGGCGGUGCGCACCGUUCCGCGGCAGACGAUGAGUUCCGCGGCUUCCACAUCCCGUCCGGCGCGCUCGUCAUCCCAAAUUUGUGGGCGAUGUCGCGCGACCCCACGCAUUACCCAGACCCUGAGCGCCUUGACCCCGAGCGGUUCCUCCUUGACGGCCAGCUGAACCCUGACGUGCGCGACCCUACUACUUUCGUAUUCGGCUUUGGCAGGCGCAUCUGCCCCGGGCGCAUCUUCGCGGAGUCCUCCCUUUUUAUCACCUGCGCAUCCAUCUUGCACGCAGUCGACGUCAGCGCCCCGCUCGAUGCUUCUGGAGCACUGCGCAAGCUCGAGAUGAAGGCUGCGAGUUUGGCUGUCGCACACCCAGAGCCAUUCGAAUGCCGCAUUGUAGCGCGCAGCCCGCAUAUGGCAGAGCUCGUCCGUUCUAACGACUAAUCCCCCCUUGGCACUUGCCAGCUUCACGACUUCACGAGUGACGACUAUUUAUUGCUCGUACACGCUCCCUUGCUUUCCACCCGCGGUUGGUCCCUGUAGAUUCAGUUAACCGCAGUUCCCGCGCACGACGCGCCCACGUAUCAUAUGUACUCUCCUCUAUGUUGUAGAUUGUUGUAUUAUUCGGAUUCGGGGUGGCUCCGCCUUCCC